AUGAGUGACACACGAAGAACAUCAGGAGACACCUCCGGCGAGCUCCGGUUACUAGGUUUACUAAUUUUGGCCUGGGCAAUAUUGCUAGCUUGUGGUUUGCUAGCGAACCAAGAAACUCCUGUCGCGCCGAAUAUAGAAAUAGCUUCUAUGGAUUUCACUGUGCGUAAUAUUACACAAACUCGUCUCAGUGCAAAUUGGGAUUUAUUGAUAAGGGUCCCCAGUAACCUUCCUAAUGCCUAUAUAUGUCUCCAAGGAGACAUUCAAGCUUCAUUGUUUUACAAGACUAUUAAUCUUGUUACCUCAUCUGCACAAAGGUAUAUCGAUCUCAAAUCUGGCACAGCUCAACAAAUUAGGGUUUCAGUAGAAGAAGAUAUUGACGGUUUGAUUAGGAAAAGGAUUAUCAAAGAUAUCAAAGAAAAGAGAGAAGUGAAGUUCGGAUCGCAGUUGUUUCUAACGGAUUGUAGAAAAGGGACCACAGGAGUUAUGAGCUAUGCGUGCGAUAUAACCAUGUUGCGGUUCGAGCCAGGUUCUGAGACCAAGGCGUCUAAAUUUGGAGACAACCCUAGCUGUUUUAAUUUUUGA
This is a messenger RNA of Arabidopsis thaliana (thale cress), 582 nucleotides long. Its product is annotated as transmembrane protein, putative (DUF1163). Bases 1 to 582 code for a protein of 193 amino acids. The record is from RefSeq and is marked reviewed. The transcript has 2 exons. NCBI's taxonomy places the organism in Eukaryota, Viridiplantae, Streptophyta, Magnoliopsida, Brassicales, Brassicaceae.